CUUUCCCGGCAUGCAGCAUUCGCGAUGCGCCAUUUGGGUUAUCCUCUUUGGCCUUCAUCGGCUCCUCAUUGCCGCACAGGAGGCGUCAGAGAGCCUCUUCGCUUCAAUUGGAAGCAAUGGAGCUGUCACAGCUGUCGCUGACGCCCCCGCAGCCGACGAUGAAGCCCUUGAAGACGAUGAAUUCGACUUUGGUACACACAAUGAGCAGUGCCACCCCCAGGGCAGAAGUGAGUUUCAUUGUCUUUGUGCGUCUUGGUUUCUGUCUUAACAGGUCCGCCCCAGCAAUGGUCACCGAAGGCAUACAUCUACGCCCACUUCGCGCGAUUCAAAGACUCUGAGGAUGAUGAAACAGAGGGCGCUGCGAAUAUACAGUCCCCGAAGUCAACUUCAGAGGAGGAGGAGACGUCUCAGACGGACCAUCUGAAUGGGGCUUCACUGCCUGAUCCGAAUGUGCAACGACGGCCGAAAGACGCUAAUGCUACAAUGGAGGAGCCCCCUGUCGAGAUCAACGAUGAAGAAGAAGAAGAGUUUGAGUACGACACAAGCGAGUCCGUCGACCAACCCCUACCCCUCCGCCCAUCACCAGCUCCUCAGCCAUCAGACGAACCGCCGCCAUUGAAUGGAGAUGGAGUGGCGCAGCACGAUAACACCACUGAAGACAGUGCCACCGAUGGCAGCCGAGGCCCCAGCACCAUGUCGAUUAUCACAUCCUUUCUGUGGUGGCUCUUCCAUUGCAUCAUCUGGUGGCUGACGAGGGCCAUGACAUGCGUCAUGCUGGGAUGGACGGGCGCAGAGGUCGUGGGCUUCGUUAUGGCUCUGCCCAGGUCGCCAUUGGGGUCGCCCGGCGCCGCUGAUGGCGACAAGGGCGAUGAGGGGACACAGCAGGGCACAUCGCAGUCGCAGCAGGACAGUGAGGGAGGCAGCUCUUCCUUGCAGCCCGAAGUUCUCGACCGAUUUACUCUGGCCCUCACAUUCGCGUGCAACAUCUGGUGGGCUUAAGGGAUGCCGGGAACGUACUACAUGCAUGUAUGUAUAUCGCGUGUCGUGUUUGGUCAUUCAUGGUCAGGUGUUUCUGUUCGGUGAAUUUCUACAAGGUGGGCUUUGUGGUUGCACUGGUGGUCGCUGCCAUCAAGACCGGAAGCAGCGUCGAGUGGCAGGUCCGUACGUCACGUGGGCUUGAUUGACAUUUCCCGCUAUCUGUCUGCGCUUUAUUCUCGUGUGUUGCCUAUCUGUCUGUCUGUCUGUCUGUCUGUAAGUGGAUCACCGGUGUGGUGGCUCUGUACAUAUUCGGCCAGCUACUUGGGUACGAUUGGCUCCUGCAGCCCAUUCCCUAUGUUCCCAUCUUCUCGGUCAGCUGGCCACACAGAUCACCAGUGAUGAUUGAAUGCCCCUAUCUACCUGUCCAUAUCUCCCUCCCUCCCUCCCUCCCUCCCUGUGUGUAUGUUGCAGCUGGUAGUACGGUCCCUUGUGGCUUUCAUCAACGCAGUCAUGCUGCGUGACCUCGUCGCACCGCCCUCAUCCACCACCAGCCGCCAGUGGGCGGACUUCUGCCGCUCGUACGACGCCUCCUUUCUAGCUGCCAACCCGGCCAUCGCCAGGCAGGCCAAGGAAGACAAGGACACGGGCGAUGGCCGGCCAAUAUACCAAAACCAAUAUGAUGAUGGUAUUAGAGGGGUGAAGGAGAGAAAGGGGUAGGUCGACCCAGGUGUAUGUGUUUGUAUGUGUGUGUGUGUAUGUGUGUGUGAUAGGUCUUGGUAUAGGGUUCAACAGCCCCUGGGUGCUGGUGAGUUCUUGGCUGCUCUUCGCCUAUUGGAUGAACGUGCUGACCUCCCUGAUCAUCGCCUUCGACAUUGCAGUCUCGUUGGGCUUCACUGUGUGGAUCACACAGGUGGGCAGGGCACAACCUGUCUCUCCUUCUCUUCUUUACACCUGUGUGUGUGCGUGAAUCAUAAUAUGCCUGCAUUGCAGCCUACCUACAUGCUUCGCAAGCUGAUAGCCGACGAGGGGAUGCGGUCAUGCUGGUCCUUCACCUUCCUCCUCCACGUCAUCAUCCUCACACUCAUAGACCUACCGUGGAUCUCCACACCAAGGGUACCCACACACAUACACAUACAUACGCCUCAACAACAGAAAACCCACCCAAAUUCCUCCUGCCCCCCUCUGUGUGUGCAGGCGUGGCGAGAUGCGUAUUGGCGCUUCCCCGAAUCAUUCCAGCGGGCCACCCGCGCCACACAGCAUCACCAUUUCCACUUCCACCACUGGAUGCCCAAGAUGCCCAAGAAAGCCCUCACAGCCGACACACCUAGGAGUAGCAACAGCACCCUGACGGCCGCCACCGACGACGGCCAACAGCAGCCCCUUUCGGCCACACCAACCCACCGCACACUCGAAGACUUCUUGGACGAGAUCUCGAUUGCGCGGUUCAACCAAACAGCGCUUCUCGGCUCUGGGCGGGACGGCAGUGGAUAUUCUUUUCACUACCACACGCACCGGGACGUUCCUCCUCACCUCUCUCUACCCCUCCCGAGCAGCAUCGACCUUGACAGUCUCAUCAACAUGGCGGCCCUCCAGGACACCCUGCAGCUGACCCUCAUGGCCGGCCUGGUGAGAGACAUGUCUCACCUGCCAUAUCCCAACCUGGGCGGCAUCAAAGUCCCACGCCAGCUGUCGGCGUCGCUUCAGUUCCCUAGGGCGUUCAACAUGGACCCCUUCUUUGUGGAGAUGUGGACCGAGCUCCCGUUGCCGGUGUGGAGCUCCUACCGGGCGGCGGUGGCGCUGCUGGGUCUGGUCAUAUGUGCGGUGAUGGCCACACGGCGGUAUGGGUAUUGGGUUGACGGGCCGCACACGCUCAUGCAGCCCGGGACGCUGUUCUGUCUCAACGAAAUUGUCUUUAUCGGUGGGUCUUUUUGUGCACUUUUGGGCAGAUCAGAUGAAAAAGGGCCUCCCUCCUGGACGGGAGACUGAAUGUAUGUGUGUGUUGUGUUGUGUUGUGUUGUGUGCAGCCAUCAUGCUGGACUUUCUUUUCCUGUGUGGGGGCACCUUCUAUUGGGCGCACUUCCUGUGUGCCUUCCUGAUCACCAUGCUGGCGUCCAUCCUGCUGGAAAAAGCACAGGACGACUUCGCGGUGAGCAUGAUAUGCGUGCGCCCGGACCCCCACUCUCUCUGUUCCGUAUGUGUCUGUCGAUCUGCCUGCGUGUGUGCAGAGAUGCGAGCCGGCAAUAGUCGAUGAUCUGCAUCGCAGCUUCCACUUCAGCCUCUACCUCUCCCGUGUCUCCCUCAAGACAAGUGCCAAGGAUCCCCCGCAACCACCCGCAGCAGCCGCAGCCGCAACCGGCCCCAGCGAAUGUCAGGCCACAUUCACUUGCUCAGACGGCCGCACACGAGGCCUCCUGGUGCGCCCUGCGCCGGGCUAUACCGGGCCGCCUCCCGACCUCGGUGAUGGGGAGGGCAUUCUGCAGUCCGACAUUGAUGCUCUGACAGCGGGCUGCAGCAGCACCACCGUGUCGCUCCCCUCCUGCAUGCGUCGCCUCUUCUGCACGUCGACCUACAGCGGCCUCGAGAACGGCCUGUCGAUGGAUGUUCCGGUCGACGACGUCUUCGCCGUGGGGCGGGACACAUUCGACUCCAGCCACGCGAGAUACCCCCACACGCUGCUGACCCUCCAGGCCAUCUACAAGGAGUCCGGCAAGCACAUGGCGAUCUCCCGGCCGCCUCCGCCAGAGCCGCCCGGCAUGACGCCGGCGAAGACAGAGGAGGAGAUAGCGCGUGAAGCGAUGCGGGAGAGGGUGCGGACGGCCAUCGAGGCGGCGGAUGCGGAGGUGGGGCUGGGCCCCAAGACUUAUGGGGCUUGCGGGAUGGGACUGAGUCUCAAGGGGGUGAGGCGGGCGGCCGAGAACCUCUCGCGCAAGCCCAUGCUGCGGCCUGAGCCAUUCGCUGCCAGCAGUGGCAGUGGCAGCGGAUCCCCACAGUCUGCUCGAAGGCGGAGCGCAGAGGUAACCAACCCGAUCCACACACAACCGAAUCGACACACUGGACUUCCUGUCUCCUUGUUUGCAGGAGCCAUUCCGCCCAACUACAAGUCGGCAGCCGAGUCCUUCUGGCGGCCCCGAGAUGACCUACCCGCGAGAGCAACAAGCCGCGGCCACCGCCAAACCUUCACCCUCACCGUCACCCCCACCGCCCCAAUCUCCUGCAUCAGACGCCUCGUCACGGUCGACGGCGGCAUCGAAUGGCCGCAGACAGGGGGGAGGAGACGGCCAAACAAAGAAGACACCAGGCCCAACACCUGCACCGCUAUCGCCGUCACGGCCCCCGCCUGCUGAGCAGGCACCCACGAAUGACGAGAGGGAUGAGGCGGGGCGCAAGGGCGACCGGCGGUUCUCCCAGCCGCCCACGCGGCAGGUGUUUCUCCCCCUGGCCAUCCGGGUGCUGCUGCUGUACUGUGUGUUUCGGCUGCUGUCGGGCUACACGGCCUUUCUCAUGAUGCACAGCCUGCGACGCAAGUACCAGCCGCCGGGAUUCUUCUCUGACCCCGCCACCAGCGACAUCGGCGGUGUGGGUGUGGGUUUGGGUGUGAGGAGGGUGGCGGAUGACGGGAGUGAGCUGCAGGAGCCGGGCUGGAGCUGCCUGGCGGCCGCGCUGCCCCUCAUCGACUGCCAGGCACCCUUCCCCUACGCCUAUCGCACCACCAACCAUGGCAUGGUCGCCAUGCCCUUCAUCCAGCAGUAUCCCUUCCUCAACCGUACCUUCAGCCCCCCCGUUGUCCACCUGCACGCGCACCUCUACGGGCCCCUCACACGCAGCAGAGUGGCUGUCGUGCAGCCCCCAGAACUCCUGCAGUGGGCACCAUCUAGAAACAGGAGUGCCCCUGCCACCUUGGCAUCGUAUCAGUCGGCCCCCAUGUCCGCCCUUGGCCUUCACUGGCUGGACAUGGGCAUCAAAUGGCUUGUGAGCGGCUUGCUCCCAAGUCAGCUGACCACCACAGAGACGACAGAGGCCUCCUUUGAGGAGCCACCUCCCAGCAACGGCGGACAUGCUUUGGACGACCAUCUCACAUCUGGGCCGCCGAAUGGGUCAGAGAAGGUCGCUGGCGGGGAGGAGCGGGCGAGGGCGGUGGAGUGGGUUUCUGGAGCAGCAGAUUCCGUCACGGCUGGCAGUGGCGAUGUCUCUGCCUCUGUACCUAUCAUCGCUGCUGACGAGUGCUGGCCCACACGUCACCUGCCGCCCCUCACCUACCCCUUCUGCACCUUCCAGCAAGUCGGCUUCUGGGACCCACUCCCAACCAUCGCGUGAGGGAGGGAGCCACAUGAAAUAAAUGCCCACAGACAGACAGCCAGAGAGACGCAUCCAUUGAAGCACCUGUGUGUGUGUGUGUGUGUGUGCAGGGUUGACGAUUUCGACACGGCGAGUGCGUUGUAUGGUGCGUGGGUGGGGCCGUGGAUGAGCGGGACGCUUGCGCCGCCGCCGGGGCAGACCCCUCGUGGCCCCGUGCAGUUUUAUCUCCAUUUGCAUGCGCACCUCAACGAGACACUCAGCAGGAGGGGGCUGGGGGCUUACAGAACUUUUUGAUAGAGCGACGACCUGACACAGUUUGCCGACAG
Molecule: messenger RNA, 5600 nt
Organism: Vitrella brassicaformis
Lineage: Eukaryota; Vitrellaceae
Source: the annotation of a GenBank genome assembly